AUGUCCAAAAAGAAAGGUUUGAGUUUGGAGGAGAAGAGGACUCGUAUGCUGGAGAUUUUCUUUGAAUCAAAAGAUGUGUUUCAACUGAAGGAUAUUGAAAAGAUUGCACCAAAGUCUAAAGGCAUCACUCCUAUGGCGGUGAAGGAGGUGCUGCAGAGCCUGGUGGACGACAACAUGGUGGACUGUGAGCGGGUGGGGACCUCAAACUACUACUGGGCAUUUCCCAGUAAAGCCCUGAACACUCGGAAACACAAGUUGGAUGAGCUCAAGAAACAGAUUUCAGAAUCAAAGCAGAGAAAAGAGUCACUACAGAAAGCAGUGGACGCUUCUAAAGUGGGACGUGAAGAUACGAACAAGAGGAGUGCUCUGCUGAAGGAACUGGAGGGUCUGAAAGAGGAGCGCGUGCAGCUACAGGCCGAGCUGGACAAGUAUAGAGAAUGUGACCCAGAAGUAGUCGAGGAGAUGAAGAAAUCAAAUGUAGUAGCCAAAGAAGCAGUCUCCAGAUGGACAGAUAACGUUUUUGCCAUCAAGUCAUGGACCAAGAAGAAGUUCUCCUUUGACGAAAGCCACAUCAACAAAGCUUUUGGGAUCCCUGAGGACUUUGACUACAUGGACUAA
Messenger RNA from Knipowitschia caucasica, 618 nucleotides. The record is from the annotation of a GenBank genome assembly. NCBI's taxonomy places the organism in Eukaryota, Metazoa, Chordata, Actinopteri, Gobiiformes, Gobiidae.